Spodoptera exigua (beet armyworm) is the source of this 873-nucleotide messenger RNA. The record is from the annotation of a GenBank genome assembly. Lineage: Eukaryota; Metazoa; Arthropoda; Insecta; Lepidoptera; Noctuidae.
AUGGGAAUAAGGAAUUACAGUGAUCCAGAAAAGAGGAAUCUCCUAAUGGAGCAGAAAGAAGAUAAAAAGAGAAGACAAUACUCUGGUUCUAGAAGUAAGACUGAUCGUGUGAGUCUAGAUGUAGUAACCAGUUGGAAGGACUCCCAAAAUCUGGAACCAGCUGGCCGCAAGCAACAAAUUUACGAUAGCCAAACCCCAAUCACCAAGCCGCCUGCCAAGCGAGAAAGUUUGACCAGCACCAUCUUAAGAGAGAGGCCUUUGUUCAGCAGUGUACGUAUUGUCGCUGAUGAUGAUGAUUAUAAAGAAGAUAUAAAUGAUGGUGAUGCUAACGGUGCGUUCAAUUUCAGAGGUCCUGUGAGUCAAGCAGUUCAGAGCAACCCCUACCAGAGUGAGAAGAAGGAAAGUUGGUGGUUUUGGAAUAACAAAGAAGACAAAGAAAUAGAAAAAGAAAAACCGAAGAAGUCAGCAUCAAACGACGAGACCUGCUCUUGUGUCUCAUGCGCGCUUAGAAAGAUCGUCAGUUCAGAAUACGCUUGCAUCGGGUGCCUCGUUGUCCUCUUCUUAAUAUCCGUCAUCGUUGCUUAUUUCAUCGUCUGCAAGAGUGUCCCAGGCAUGGUCAGUGAUGACUGUAAGGAUAAGGGUGUAUCCACCACUCUGCCACCCAUCACUGAUUGUAACGCCGCUGACAGUGAGCGUUUGAAGCGAAAGAUUGAAAUGCUUAACGGGAACCGCUUGAAGAAUGAAUAUCCUGGCUUAAAUGAAUAUGGAAAGGAUAUACAGUCCGGAGCUGACCAGGCCCAAUUGAUGGCGCCCGUUCACGAACAUGACACGUACAUCAGCAUCGCCCAACUCAACCAUAAUAUAGGGAAUUAA